Messenger RNA from Polyodon spathula (Mississippi paddlefish), 1152 nucleotides. RefSeq names its product transforming growth factor, alpha (gene tgfa). NCBI's taxonomy places the organism in Eukaryota, Metazoa, Chordata, Actinopteri, Acipenseriformes, Polyodontidae. The transcript has 6 exons. The record is from RefSeq and is a predicted model, not a curated record. Gene Ontology annotation, biological process: epidermal growth factor receptor signaling pathway; positive regulation of mitotic nuclear division; positive regulation of cell population proliferation. Bases 655 to 1152 code for a protein of 165 amino acids.
ACUCGUUAAUAAAGCAAUCUGGAGACAGGAGGCGUUGUAAACCGAGAAAGAUGCACACCGGGACAGAGUCAGUGCCUUCGCCAUUUCUGCCUUUCGGGUCACAACUUGUUUAGGUCCUAAUAGACACACGCACAUUCAUCAGCGAGAGAGAAGAGAAGCGGAGAAGCGACUGAGCCGCACAGGAAUCGACCCAUCCCCGAGAACUAGAUUUAAAAAGCCGGCCUGAGUAAAGAGGAACGAUAACCAGCGAUAAUAUCAUAGCAUGCACUGUGGGAUCGGCGGAGCAGACAAACUACCACUAUACAACAAAGCAAGGAGACUGGAAAUAUAACUGGGAAAGAUUGAAAUGCUUGUGCAGAGUUUCAGUACCAUAAGCGGGUAUUACAAGGCAAUGAAUCUUUAGUGAUUCGGAUUCACUGCCGUCUAUUGUAGUUUUUGGACCAGCACUGAACCACGAUUUUGGGAAUCUGUUGAUCCCUUCAGCACCCUCCCUCUGGUCCAUCAUAUCCCAAGAGAUACCCGAGCAAUAACCGCGAACCGAGCCCCGCUUUCAAAACACUGACUGCAGCAGAGAUCUGCAGGCGGUCACAUUCCGGGUCCAGAUUCCUGCGACACAGCAGCCGAGGGCAAGGGAAGAAUCCCUCAAGCCGAAACAUGUACUGCCGUGCCGGGGACGCGCUCUUCCUGUUAUUCGGGUUCCUGCUUGCUGUCAUCCACAGUCUGGAGAACACCACAGAGCACACAACAGCACUGAAACUGCCCCCCCAGGCCAUCGCGGUGCACUCUCACUUUGAGGACUGUCCCGACUCGCACAGCCAGUUCUGUUUGCAGGGAGCCUGCAGAUUCCUGGUGCAGGAGAAGAUGCCAGCCUGUGUGUGCUUCCCUGGGUUUAUGGGCUCCCGCUGUGAACACGCUGACCUCCUCGCCGUGGUCGCAGCCGAUCACAAGCAGCAGCCCAUCACCUCCGUGCUAGUGGGGGGCGUGGUGGGGAGUGUGCUGCUUAUCCUGCUGUGUGUGCUGCUGCACUGCUGUGAAAAGCGUGGCCCCUGUGUUUGUGGUCGGCCCCUGUCUUGUCGCCAUGAGAAACCAGACAGCUUGUUGAAGGGCAGGGCCUGCUGUCACCCGGAAACAGGUCCCGGGGCUCACUCCUGA